Suncus etruscus (white-toothed pygmy shrew) is the source of this 845-nucleotide messenger RNA. Its product is annotated as DLA class II histocompatibility antigen, DR-1 beta chain-like. Gene Ontology annotation, molecular function: MHC class II protein complex binding. Gene Ontology annotation, biological process: immunoglobulin production involved in immunoglobulin-mediated immune response; peptide antigen assembly with MHC class II protein complex; antigen processing and presentation of exogenous peptide antigen via MHC class II. Gene Ontology annotation, cellular component: lysosomal membrane; late endosome membrane; MHC class II protein complex. NCBI's taxonomy places the organism in Eukaryota, Metazoa, Chordata, Mammalia, Eulipotyphla, Soricidae. The record is from RefSeq and is a predicted model, not a curated record. The transcript is spliced from 6 exons. The coding region runs from base 10 to 780 and encodes 256 amino acids.
GCCUCCCAGAUGACAACUCUGGCAGUGAUACUGAUGUUGCUGAGUCCUUCCCUUGCUUUGGCCAGGGACACCUCACCGCAUUUCUUGGAAAUGGCGAAGUCUGAGUGUCACUUCUCCAACGGGACGGAGCGGGUGCGGUUCCUGCAGAGAUACUUCUAUAACGGAGCCGAGCUCGCGCGCUUCGACAGCGACGUGGGCGAGUUCCGGGCGGUGACCGAGCUGGGGCGGCCGGAAGCCGAGUCCUGGAACUCACAGAAGGACAUCCUGGAGGAUAACAGGGCCGCGGUGGACACGUACUGCAGACACAACUAUGGGGUCUUAGAUAGCUUCAUCGUGCACAGGAGAGUUCAGCCCAUGGUGACUAAAGUGUUUCCUACGAAGACUCAGCCUCUGCACCACCACUACCUCCUGGUCUGCUCUGUGAAUGGUUUCUACCCAGGUAACAUUGAAGUCAGGUGGUUCCGGAAUGGCCAGGAGCAGGAGGCCGGAGUUAUCUCCACAGGACUCAUCUGGAAUGGAGACUGGACCUUCCAGAUAAUGGUGAUGCUUGAAACAGUUCCUGAGAGUGGAGAUGUCUACAGGUGCCAAGUGGAGCACCCAAGCCUGUCAAGUCCCAUGUCAGAGGAAUGGAGGGCACAGAGUGACUCUGCACAGAGCAAAAUGCUGAGUGGAAUUGGGGGCUUUGUUUUGGGCCUAGUCUUCCUUGGAGUAGGCUUGUUUAUCAACUACAGAAAUCAGAAAGGAAACUCGGGACUUCAGCCCACAGGACUUCUGCACUGAAUUGAAGAUGCUGACAUUCAACCAAGAACCUUUUCUUCCUUCUUCUCCAUCGAAUGAAAAGUUAC